Messenger RNA from Fulvia fulva, 765 nucleotides. RefSeq lists its product as uncharacterized. The coding region runs from base 1 to 765 and encodes 254 amino acids. The record is from RefSeq and is a predicted model, not a curated record. Lineage: Eukaryota; Fungi; Ascomycota; Dothideomycetes; Mycosphaerellales; Mycosphaerellaceae. Gene Ontology annotation, molecular function: protein binding. The transcript is spliced from 2 exons.
AUGUGUGAAGUGUCUCGACAUUGUUUUUCAUGUCCGAGGACUAUGCAAUCCAGUAUACAUGAUGAGGAUGAGUUGCGGGUCGUUAGAAGAGAGAGCAUACUCGAUAAUCGCAUCGUAGUCCUCAAGGUCGGUUCCGCUCCGACGAAAGACUUUACUGUACACGAAGCAAUACUUCGCGAACACUCCCACUUCUUCCGCUCAGCUCUCGACAAGCGAUGGCGCGAAGGACGCUCUCGCAUUGUCGAGCUCCCAGAUGACGAUGCCGAAGUCGUAUCAGCAUACGUAGACUGGCUAUACUUCCGCAAGAUAGCCUCGAAGCCUAUUUCCCCUCCCGAGCUGCCAAUGGACGAUGGUGAAUAUCAGCUCCUCGCGCAGCUCUACGUCUUCGGCGACAAAGUCCAAGCAGAUGCCUUCUGCGAUAGCGUCCUCGACGCCAUGGCCCAAAAGACAGAUGAUGUCGCAACAGAUGGGACGAGGACAUUUCCCAGCCAUUCUGCCAUCAUGGCACUCUACAACGGCACUCCAAUGGGAUCGCCUGGAAGACGUUUCGUGGUCGAUAUGUACGCAGAGUACGGAGCGCAAAGCUGGAUACCGUCAGAGUCAGAGUUCAAUCAUGCUGAAUUUUUGACGGAUCUCGUGCGCGCAUUGUUGGACAAACGGCAGACUUCGUCGGUACACAAGCAGUCCAACUUCCCCCGACGACGGAAGUGGCACAAAAAUACCGAUGCCGCGGAGUUCUUGCAGCCCGCGACAUCCAGAGAGUGA